AUGUAUGUAGCCCUUUUCAAUGCCAAGUGUCUCAUUGGUCAUAAAUUCAAUGAUGCUCAGGUCCAGUCAGACAUUAGGCACUUUCCUUUCACUGUUUUCAAACCCUACAUCCGAGUGGAGUACAAGGGAGGGCAGAAGGAGUUUUCCCCCAAAGAAAUCUCAUCCAUGGUCCUCCCUAAAAUGAAGGAGACCUCUGAGUCCUACCUGGACUACAACAUCAACAAUGCUGUUGUCCCUGUCCCCGCAUACUUCAACAACUCUUGGAGACAAGCCACAAAGAACGCAGGUACCAUCUUGGGAAUGAAUGUUCUCCAUAUCAUUAACAAGCCUACCGCUGCUGCCAUUGCCUAUGGUCUUGACAAUAAAGUUGUCAGUGAGCGCAACAUCUUCAUUUGUGAGCUUGGAGGAACCUUCAAUACCCCCCUCUCAAACCCUAAACCAAUUACCACUGCCAUGAUCUGA
Molecule: messenger RNA, 462 nt
Organism: Suillus clintonianus
Lineage: Eukaryota; Fungi; Basidiomycota; Agaricomycetes; Boletales; Suillaceae
Product: heat shock protein 70
Exons: 2
Coding region: 1-462 (153 amino acids)
Biological process (GO): protein refolding; cellular response to unfolded protein
Cellular component (GO): cytoplasm
Molecular function (GO): ATP-dependent protein folding chaperone; ATP binding; misfolded protein binding
Source: RefSeq, a predicted model, not a curated record